AUGUAUCAUCCAAAUAUUUGUGAGUCUCUGCAUCAAGAUGAAGAAGAUUUCUCUGAGAUUAAAGCUCCUCCUUUAUUUAUUUGUUAUGAUGUUUAAAAUAAAUUACCAAUAUCACUAGAAUCGGUAAAUUAUUUUGUAAAUGUCUAACCUGGCUUAGCGAUAGUUGAAAUAUAAUAAGUUUAUAACACAUAGCAUUAUGAAGUUCCAAUUGAAUUAGAAUAUAUGUUUACUAUCGAGAAGGACUCAGCAGUGAGUAAAAUGAUAGUUGAAUUAGAUAAUUUAAAAAUUUUAGGUAUAGUUAAAGAACUAGAGGAAGCAAAAAAAGAGUAUUAAGAAGGCAUACAGGAUGGAAAAACUAUGGUCAUAAGCUAAUAGGAUAAAUAAAUAACAGAUUUAAAAAAAGUUAAGAUUGGGUGUUUAGCUCCUGGAAAAUCUUUAAAAAUUACUUUUGAAUAUAUUUAACCUGUAAAAGUGUAUUUAAAUUAAUUUUGGAAACUAGAAUUAUCUCCAAUUGUGGAUUCCAGCUAUCUUACAGCUCAUUAAUUAAAAAAUUAAUCAGCCAAUUAUCCUUAAUUAUAUAAAUAAAUAUAAUAAAGUGUGGAUUUUCAAGGUCUCUAAUAAAACUAUCGAUAAAAUAUUAGAAUAUAAAUUAAUUUAUAGAAACCAAUAACAUUUGUAUAAUCUCCAACCCAUAAAAUAUUAAUUAAUAAUGAAGAUCAUUAAAUUGCGAAAGAAAACUUAACAAGAAGUUAAGUAAUCAUACUUGAUAAUAAAUGUGAAGAAAACUUUUCUCCAAAUAAAAAAUUUGAACUGUUAUUUUCUUCUGAUGAUAUCAAUUAACCUCAUUCAUUUCUUACUCAUACUAAUAAUGAUGCUUUACAACAUAUUAAAUAUUGUGCCACUUUAACAUUGAUUCCAAAAUUUAAUGAAGUAUCUUUAGAUGAUGCUUAUUCAUCUUACAUAAACGGAUUAAAUUUAUCUUCAGAAACAAAAGCAAAUAGAGGAAAUUAUUAUUUUUUUAUAGAUAGAAGUGGUUCGAUGGAUGGGUAAAGAAUAAAUAAAGCAAAACAAUCUUUGGUUUUAUUCUUAAAAAGUUUACCAGAAGAUUGUUUAUUUAAUGUGAUUUCUUUUGGGAGCUAAUCAUAAAGAAUGUUUGAAAAACCAGAAUAUUAUAAUCAAUAAUCACUAAAUUAGGCAAUCUAAUUAGUAAAUAUUAUGGAUGCAGAUUUAGGAGGAACUGACAUAUUUGAAGCUUUAAAGAAUGGCAUCUAUAAUGAUGAAGAUAUUAAAAGUCCUUAAGAAACAUUUAAUGCUUUUCUGUUGACUGAUGGAGAAGAUUCUCCAGAAAGAAUUUUAAAUUUGGUUUAAAAUUAAACAAAAACUAAUUUUAGGAUUUACACAUUAGGUAUUGGUGAUGGAUGCAGUUAAUAUUUAUUAAAAAGAAUUGCUGAAA
Molecule: messenger RNA, 1453 nt
Organism: Paramecium sonneborni
Lineage: Eukaryota; Ciliophora; Oligohymenophorea; Peniculida; Parameciidae
Source: the annotation of a GenBank genome assembly